UGUAUUUUCUUUUUCUUUUCUUUUUCUUCUUCUUCUUCUUCUUUUUUUUUUUUUUUUUUUUGCAUCCCACAUCUUCUUGCCUCACUUACACGUGUGCAUUUCCCUUCCUCUGGAGCCCCCGGCAAUCCUAGUUGCCCCUGAAAACUCCUCCAGAGUCUUGUGUGGAUUCGUAGGUCCCUGACUGGAGGCAGGAGGACCGGGGACCCAACCAGCCCUGAGCUGCACCUGGGUGUCGCUCUGAGGCCGAGGUUUCUUGCAAUGUUCAGGCACUCCAGUCCAGUGCGAACAAUCUGGGGAACUCCGCUCCCCGACGUUGUCCCCUUGCCUGGCGGAUAGCUGGACAGGCUUUAGCAGGAGGACGCGUGGGUGGAGAGUCCAGGAGAGUCUGGGGCUGUGCGAGAUGGGGGAGGAGAUGGGGAGCUGUCACUUGUUGCGGCUAAUAAAUAGUACUUGUCGCUGGAGCUUUGUAUUUUUAUUUAUUUUAAAUCUCUAGCUGUACCCAGGAACCCCUUACCCCCACCCUCGCCGAUCGGCUUGGAGCCCGGAGUAAAGGGGCUAGCGUGAGCUGCUGGCACUGCAAAAGCAGAAGGGUUCUGCACCCCAAAAUCCCAAGUCCGACUGGGUAGGUGCCAGAGGGGCGCAGAUCGGGUCCCGCUUGCGGCAGCUGCACCGGCUUUGCCUGCCCACAGAGUCCUCCCUCCCGCUCGGGACACAGCCCAUCGCGGCUCGUCAGCUACUUACAAAUCCAGUCGCUGGGAUUCCCGCCACUCCUCUCGGACCAGCCCCCCACCUCUGCCACUUUUCGGAGUCCCCCGCCCCCGUCGCUGCUUUCCGGGAGCUGCGGGGCAGUCGGGCGCGGAGCCCCGAAGCUGCGAGGACGCCUGGCUGCAGCUGCCCUCCGCCAGUCCGCGCCGAGCCCGCGCCCCCUGCCCCCCGCAACCCCGCAGCGCUCGCUCCCCGCUGAGGGCCCCGCUCCCCGCUCCCCGCCCUCUUCCCGCAGCCCUCCGAGCUCCCGCGGCGGCGCGAUGCAGCGGCUGUGCCGGGGCCGCGUCCUGGGCAUCUCAGUGGCCAUCGCUCACGGAGUCUUCUCGGGCUCCCUCAACAUCCUGCUCAAGUUCCUCAUCAGCCGCUACCAGUUCUCCUUCCUGACCCUGGUGCAGUGCCUGACCAGCUCCACCGCGGCGCUGAGUCUGGAGCUACUGCGGCGCCUCGGGCUCAUCGCGGUGCCCCCCUUUGGCCUGAGCCUGGCGCGCUCUUUCGCCGGCGUGGCGGUGCUCUCCACGCUGCAGUCCAGCCUCACGCUCUGGUCCCUGCGCGGCCUCAGCCUGCCCAUGUACGUGGUCUUCAAGCGCUGCCUGCCCCUGGUCACCAUGCUCAUCGGCGUCCUGGUGCUCAAGAACGGCGCGCCCUCGCCUGGGGUGCUGGCCGCCGUGCUCAUCACUACCUGCGGCGCCGCCCUGGCAGGAGCCGGUGAUCUGACGGGAGACCCCAUCGGAUACGUGACUGGAGUGCUGGCGGUGCUGGUGCACGCUGCCUACCUGGUGCUCAUUCAGAAGGCAAGCUCAGACACCGAGCACGGGCCGCUCACCGCGCAGUAUGUCAUUGCGGUCUCUGCCACCCCGCUGCUGGUCGUCUGCUCCUUUGCCAGUACUGACUCCAUCCACGCCUGGGCCUUCCCUGGCUGGAAGGACCCAGCCAUGGUCUGCAUCUUCGUGGCCUGCAUCCUGAUCGGCUGUGCCAUGAACUUCACCACGUUGCACUGCACCUACAUCAACUCCGCCGUGACCACCAGCUUCGUGGGCGUGGUGAAGAGCAUUGCCACCAUCACUGUGGGCAUGGUGGCUUUCAGCGACGUGGAGCCCACUUCUCUGUUCAUUGCUGGAGUCGUGGUGAAUACCCUGGGCUCCAUCAUUUACUGUGUGGCCAAAUUCUUGGAGACCAGAAAGCAGAGCAACUAUGAGGACCUGGAGACACAGCCUGGAGGAGAGGAAGAGCAGCCAAGUGGAGACCAGCUGCCAUUCGUCAUGGAGGAUCUGCCAGCAGAGGGUGGAAAUGGUGGGUCAGAAGGUGGGGAGGCAGCAGGUGGCUCCACUAAGCAAGACAGGCAAGAGGCUAGUAGCCGCCCCAGUGGAGUGUCCCUGCUGGUUAGGAGCCCCCAGACUUCAGAAGAAAUGAGCAGGAGGUCAUUGAAAGAUACUUACCUCGAAGUGUGGAGGUUAGUUAGGGGAACCAAUUAUAUGAAAAAAGAUUAUUUGAUAGAAAAUGAGGAGCUCCCCAGUCCUUGAAAAGGAAAUGCAUGUAUGUAUAUAUGUACAUACACUUAUUUUAUAUGGUCAAGAUAAGAUAUCUUAAUGAAGGACCAAUCUAAUUUAUGUGUGGAGUAGGGAAGGGAAACAAAGAAAGACUCAAGGGAACUGACAGCAACAAAAUUACCACCUGAUGAAUUAUUUAGGUUGAACUUAACCUGGGGUAUCACAGAGACAAAAGAAUGUGUAGGUGCUUUACAAAGUAAAGCAGCAAUUUCAGUUGCAGAGUCUUGGUACAUUAUUUAUUAUUAUUAUUAUUAUUUUGUCAUUAUAACCACAACCAAAUAAAUAACUGCAUGCACCAAGAAUCUUUUAACUAUUCCUCUUCCAAAGAUGGAGUAUACAGAUGUUCACAGCACAUAAUGAGCUCAAAGACUACACAAAGGACUCAUUUUGAUGCUAGUUACAACUACAGGCUUUAUGGAAAAGAGUGUGACAUUGAAAUGUGUGUUUGUGUGUUUAUAAAUAUUAAACUGAUGUUUACUGUUUUUACUCAUUUCAAAUACCAUGGUUACUUGAAUUUUCUUAGCUUGUUUUCUUAAAUAAGUGCUCUAUUAUUCUACUACUGAUAAAUGCAGGUAGAAGAAAUUAAAGUUAUUUUGAAAAUAUGAGUUCUUAGCUUUACUAGGCCAUGAAGCUUAAAGUUGGUUUUUAGUUAUAAAAAUAUUUUAAAAGUCAUUUUGGCUCCUUGCUUUAUAAUAUUUAUUAUUGAAUGUCAUAACCUUUUGAGAAAACCAGAUUUACUGUGUCCAAUAUUCUUUCAUGCAAAUGUAAUGGCUGAAAUGUAAUUCAGUGUUAAGUGAAGCCCAAACAGAAGUGAGACAAUCCUUUUAAUCCCUUCAAAGUUGUAUUGCACAUUCCAAACUAUGUUACAAGAAGAGGUACU
Molecule: messenger RNA, 3192 nt
Organism: Erinaceus europaeus (western European hedgehog)
Lineage: Eukaryota; Metazoa; Chordata; Mammalia; Eulipotyphla; Erinaceidae
Gene: SLC35D3
Product: solute carrier family 35 member D3
Exons: 2
Coding region: 1026-2285 (419 amino acids)
Cellular component (GO): Golgi apparatus
Molecular function (GO): antiporter activity
Source: RefSeq, a predicted model, not a curated record